AUGGGGGUGGAAGAAGACAGCAGCGAGGACGAGGAGGACGAAGAGUUGGAGGAGGACGUGAAGGCAUUCCACUCCGGAAGGCUGUUUACUGAGGGAGAGAAGAGUACGGGAGGGGAGGGGCUGUACGUGCCUCCGCUCAACUUCGCCAUGGUGGACUGUGGCGUCUACCGCUCAGGCUUCCCUGACACGGCCAAUUUCGGCUUCCUGGAGACUCUCAAGCUCCGCUCCGUUCUGUGAGAGCCUUAGUUAUUUUAUCAUGUGUAGUGUUUUGUCUUUCUUCCUCCAUGUUCCUCUAGAGAUAGGUUGUUUAUUAUGGCGCGUACUUACAGGCGGAUCUUUUGCUCGUCUAACCCUCGUUGUUUAAGAUUUCUCUUGGUGUUUUGCUUUUGUCUGUUGAAAAUUCAAAUAUUUUCCUGUCGGUUUCGGGCUUAGGUACCUCUGUCCCGAGCCAUAUCCGGAGGCGAACUUGCAGUUCCUACUUUCAAAUGGAAUCAAGCUUUUUCAGUUUGGGUUAGAGAGCUGCAAGGUAGUGUUUGUAAUGUUCUCUUCUCUUUCUCUUAGUUGGCAUUAGAUAGCUCCGAAUUAUUUGAGUGAACGUUAAGGCUUCGUAAAUAUUAUGAGGACGGAGAAAUACCUUCCCAAUUGGUUUUUAACUCUUUUUUAUCAAAGUUUUGUCGUAUUUGGGUGCCUGUUGUCUCUCUCAACAUUUUAUGAACAUUAACCUCAGGUAAGUUAACUCUAAAUGCAGAAGCUUAUAUUUCAUGCUUCUGAUCAUUCUGUGUGAGCCAUGUUGGCGUUUUGUGAACAUUAUAACCCCCUAGAAAGUGAAAUUGCAACGCAUAGGGUGAUAUUUGUACCUGCUAAUUAGUGUGCAAUGGUUUGCAUUGUGUGUGAGUUACCUCUGAGGAAAGCGUUGGAUCUCCAAUUGCUCAAUUGUCUACAUUAUCUAGUAAAAUGCUCAAACUCUAUACCUUUGAAUCAGUUAGCCAGUGAAAACCAAUGUUUUUAGUUUCAACCCCUUACUUUGUAUUGUAUCAAGUUGAUUCUUUGCAUGAUACGUAUUGUUUUUGAAGUGUUCUCAAUGGAGAGAAUCCGGGAAUACCACCAAAGACUUAAAACUUUAAACAACUUUCACUCGCUUCUCUUUCAUUGAUGUUGGUUUCCUCUAACCUCUGAUUUAAAACAAUAAUUCGUAAGGGAAUGCUGUUUUGUACUGGCCUUAUUGAAUCCCAUUGCGUGCUUUCAAUUUACUCAGUUACAGAAUGAGGGAUUCGAUAAUUCUUGUUAAUUCCCAUCAUCAAGAAGUUGUAUUAAAUUCUUGCAAGUACACUCGUUGCAUAACAUUUUAAAUCAUAAAUGCAAGAACCAUGGUAUUUAAUCAAUUAUGAAUUUUUCCUUAGUAUUUUUCGGAAGAAAUGAUUUUGCCUAUCUUGGGAUCAUUCCAAAUGAGGCCAUUUAUUGUAGUUUUUUGAAGUUCAUAAAAGGUUUUUAUAGUUUGAAUGAAGGCUAAGUUGAUCUCUAGCUGAAGUGGAGAAGACAAUAAAGAUGGUUGGACCAAGAGUAGAGAACACAAGAGGAAAAAGAAGUGGAAAGAUAUGUUAUUGUGCCAGAAUAGUUGCAAGAAAGAAUAAGCCAAGGUUCUAACCCAUCAGAUGACAUGAACCCUAGGUUAAAGAUGCUGAGAUCUUUUUGAUCUUGUGAGUUUUUUCAUUCGUGAGAAUAGGCCCAUGCAUAGUUUAAACAUAUGACAGACUUCUGCAUAUCUACGAACCCCAUUUGGUAGACUUCUGCAUACAUAGAAAAUCCAUGAUUUAGUAGUAGAUAAAAUAAUUUAAAGAAGUCAACUACAUAGUUUCCCUUUACCUCCCUAACAUUACUUCCACUGCAUCAAUUCCCACUGCCUUGUAGCUGCUGCAAACCAGAUCCACCGAAGCUCACUCCUUGUUGUCGGCAAUAUGGUAUCAGAUUGUCUCAUCGAGUUUUUUCAGGUCCAUAAGUUUGGGAUUGACCUAGCCAAAUUGACCUUAUCUAUUGACCUUGGAUUGGCUGCUUUUCUUGUAGUUAAAAUUAUUUAAAAAAUAAAAAUAAAGAAAAUAAUAAAGAGACCAUAAAACUAGUUAUCAGCUUAACCUUAUUCCUCAUCGUGUCCAUUCUUGUUGUUGAAUGGCAUAAUGAUAUGAGGUCUAAAGUUACAUGUGAUGCAUAUUGAUGCACUUGUUCACAUGAUGUAUGGAUGAGCAUACCAAUCUCCUUUGCAUAUUUGUCUACCUACUUCUUCAACUACUUCUAGUCAUGCCUUGAAGGUCAAAUAUAACUAGAGUCCAUCCAGCAAGCCUCCUAAAUUUCUAGUAUUAGCCCUUAAUGUGUCGUUGUUAAUGUUAUAUAUCUAGUAAAAUUGACAUCACUCAGAGCAUAUACGCUAUCCUUACUCCAUAAAAAUGUCUAAAAUUCACUUUAUUCCUUUGAUUUGGAACCUCAUUCUUGUUUGGACUCUGGGACACGACAUCAAUAAAUUCCAUCUCUGUUAUCCUUUGAUUCUCGCUUAUAUACGAAGUUUGGUCAUCUAAGUUUGGAUAAAUAUAUAGAAAUAUUAGAAGCCUCUUUUUGAGGUACGAAAUGGUAAUAUAGAUUGUAAGUAUCCUUGUUUAUUCGAAAUAGUUUUGGAUAUAGUAAAAUAAAUUUAAAAUAAGAUUAAUUUUAAAUGUGUUGUUUUAUUGUCAUCUUUUCUCUGAUUGACCAAAAUAUCCGACCUGUUUCUAAUGCUAAUCAUCCAAAAAUAUUGAUAUAAUUUAACCGUACUUUUGAGCCAGAUGCCUGGUAUGCGGUGGAACUAUUCGUAUUUAACAACUUAUAGAGUAGUCAAGUUGCCUGAUGUAGGGACUAGGGUUGGAGGAGGAUGAAGUGCUGCACGGUAAAGUUUUGUGUGAGCUGCAUGCAGUUGGAUGCCGUUGGCAUUACUCUCCCCUGGCAACAUUCCAGUCGCUACGAUUUACACAUUCAGAUAUCAGUGGUAGUGACAAUGACUGCACUGUGUCUGUCUCGUUUUUCUUCACCCUUCUUGCAAUCAUAUCGAUCUGGAGUUUGGCACUAUCGAAACUGAUUUGGACGGGACUCCAACCAUGGCCGAAUUGGCGAAUUUACGGACUGAAUCAACCUGAAAUGGAAAGAUUGUGGACCCAAUUUUUCUGAGGUAAAAUAUCUGGUGCAGUGUUGCUAUUGGAAGCACUGUUUGCUCGUAUAUAUCGAAGGAAAAAGGAAGGAGUGGAGGGGGUAGAAAUUAGUAGAACCUGUGCUGAUAAUGUUCAGAAAGUGACAAAUGACAGCUGCAGAUCUAGGAAGCAGGUUAGUUGGCAACUGUGCUGCCACCAACAUGCUGCCUCUGCCUACAUCUACUGAGGGUGCCUUUUGGAGUUGGUCCGGAGGCUUUUGUUUCAUUUAGGCAUUGAAUAUAUGAACUUGCUUAAUGGUUUAUUUCUCCAAUGAAUUUGAUGCAAUUUUUUAAAAAUUUUAUUUGAAUCUGAAUCAGGUGAUCCAGAAGGAUCAGAUAAUCCAUCCAUCCAAUAUUUAUCUGAACCAUUGAGCAGGACAGAUCCAAUACUUUUCUUCCAUGCUUCUUCCUGUUACUGUUCAACUGCUGUCUCUCCUUUGUGUCAUUUUUAUUUGGACGUAGCCAGGGCAAGCAGAAGAGAAUAAUGUGAUUUGGACCUCCAUGUGGAUGAAUCGAGGCUCAAGUGUUGCUGAAAAUUUUACGUUAUUUUCUCCCUUAUCAAAUAGGAUAUCAUGUAGUGAGGUUCCUUGUUUAUAGUUUAUCCUUUUGCAUCUAUUUGAAGUUUUAGACUUGAUUGAUUUGAAUUUCAUUGACGUGAAAUCCAAGCUUUUUACUGCUCAUCUUUGUCAGAAUAUUUGAUGUUUUCAGUACCAUUUUAUACUCAAUUUAAAAUAUUUGUAUAGGAACCCUUUGUCAACAUUCCAGAAGACAAAAUUCGAGAGGCUCUCAAAAUUGUGCUUGGUUAGAUCAUAUCUAAUGAGAAUUUCCAAAUGAAAUUCAUUAUGCUUUUUUUCCGUUCUGCUAAGCAUGGUCUGAUCAUCUGCUGCAGAUGCCCGGAAUCAUCCUAUUCUAAUUCACUGCAAAAGAGGCAAGGUAAAUGUCUUGAUCGGGCUUCUGUUUUCCACUUCUGCUUGCAUUUCACACUCUGCCUGAAACUUGUCUGUGUUUCUUUCCUCCCAGCAUCGGACGGGUUGUGUGGUGGGAUGUCUCAGAAAGUUACAAAAGUGGUGUUUAUCCUCAAUAUUUGAUGAAUACCAGCGAUUUGCCGCAGCUAAAGCAAGGGUUUCUGACCAACGGUUCAUGGAACUAUUUGACACGUCCUCCUUGAAGAAUUUGCCCAGUCCCUUGACGUUGAGAAAUGUUGGCAGUUUUGAGUCUCCCUACCUGGCACCUAUCCAUCAGUAG
This is a messenger RNA of Spirodela intermedia, 4453 nucleotides long. The record is from the annotation of a GenBank genome assembly. Lineage: Eukaryota; Viridiplantae; Streptophyta; Magnoliopsida; Alismatales; Araceae.